UGAUUUCUCAGGUAGCCGUCACCGAGAGAGUCUCGAGCGAUCCCGGACUUCCUCGUUCAUGGACGUCACGCGCUGCAGCAGCUGAGCGCUCUGAGGUGAAACUCACGACAAACAGCGACUUCAUAGAGUCCAUAAACAAAGCAAGAUGAAUGAAAAGAGAGUUAAGGAACCUGAGGAAGUUGUAGUGGCCGUGAUGCCAAAACAAGAUCUGAGCUGGAUUCCAAAUUUAUUGAAGAAGAGAGUGUGCACAACAUUUGUGGAGGACUCUUUCAGCAAUGGUGGUCGGUGUCAGUGUGGGGCCACGCGGGACUCCCAUCCUUCAGUGGCCUUGGGCGAUAACUUCAGCACGGCUAUCGUCAGUCACUGGGACAGCAUACAGCACUCCUCCGAGCAGCCCACAGAUGCCUAUGGAGAGCUGGAGUUUGCCGGGUCCGGCAAAAGACACAGCUAUUUCUUGCGUCUCUCCAGCACCACAGUUCCUUCUGUGGUCUUUGAUAUCAUGAGACAGCACUGGAAACUGGGGCAGCCCAACCUGGUGGUGUCAGUGGUUGGCGGUGAAGGAAGGUCAAAGGUCAAGAGCUGGGUGCGAGAGGUCUUGAGGCAGGGGCUGGUUAAAGCAGCACAGAGUACAGGAGCGUGGAUCAUAACCUCAGGGCUGAAGGAAGGCAUCGGCAAGUGUGUAGGAGAGGCAGUAAGAGAUCACGCCACUGCAGUGUCUUCUGUCAGUUUAAAUAAAGUGGUUCCUAUUGGCAUUGCUCCUUGGGGAAUGGUACAUAAUCGCCAGCAGCUCGUUGACCCUGAGGGAAGUUUCCCUGCUAAGUAUUUUGUCCAAAGCACUUCACGUGGCACUUACUCUCUGGAUACUAACUACAAGGCUUUCCUUCUGGUGGACGAUGGGACCGAAGGACGUAAAGGUGGGGAGUUCGGAUUCAGAGGCCGUCUGGAGGAUUACAUUUCACGUCAGCGCCCAGCAGGCAGUGCAAGCAUUGACAUUCCUGUUCUGAAUAUGCUGAUAUCUGGAGAAGUUUCCAUGGUGGAGGCAUUAGAAAUCUCUCUGAAGAAUUCAAUGCCCUGGUUGGUCCUGGCUGAUUCAGGUGGGCUUGCUAAUCUUGUGAGCGACAUUGUGGAGAAUGUGCAGUCUGAUCCGAUGUGUGCGUUUGGAGGAGCAGAGAAGGAGGAAGGGUCUCCCAACAUGGAGCUAAGAGAACGCAUAACCACGAAAGUAAAGAAACAGUUUCCUUCAGAGCAAGACAUGGAUAAGCUUGUUGAUAAGGUUUUAAGCAUCUACCAGAAGAAAGACCUCAUCUCCAUUUAUCACGCAGAAGGAACGGAUGAUUUUGACACUGUGAUGCUUAAAGUGCUUGUUCAAGCGAGUAAACAUCGGGUUUCGGUGACUACUAACCCCUAUGUGGAUGAGUUGAAGCUGGCUGUAACCUGGAACAGGGUGGACAUUGCCAAGAGUGAACUGUUCAGUGGAAACAUUGACUGGAAGUAUGAAGAUCUUGAAGAAUCCAUGACUGAUGCCCUGGAGAACAAUAAACCCCAAUUUGUGCGUCUCUUCAUUGACAACGGUCUAAACAUUUUGAACUACCUGACUUACGGCCGACUGGAGGGUCUUUAUGACUCCAUCUCUAAAACCUCUCAGGCCGGCGUGCUGCUGCAGCAUCUCCUGGAAGAGCGCAUUAACGAGUCCAGUGAUAAGACAUGCCGUGUCAGCAUUUAUGAGGUGAGUCUGUUACUGGAGUAUCUUUUGGGAGAGGUGUGCCAGCCCUUCUAUAGGUCUUUGUUCAAAGUGGAUGCAGCAUCUACCAGAAGAAAAGCUUUGAAGAGGGUUUGCAAGGCCCUAAAGGAGGAGCACUCGUAUCAGCAAAGCAUGUGCAGGCACCCGUGGUUAUGUCUCUUCCUCUGGGCGGUGCUGCAGAACCGUGGUGAAAUGGCGAUCUUAUGCUGGGAAAUGUGUGGUGAGUCUGUUCUGACGGCUCUGGGAGGAUGCAAAAUACUGAGGGAGCUGUCUAAACUGGAGACUGAGACAGAUGCUAAGCUCCCCAUGAAGGAGUUGGCCACAAAGUUUGAGUUUAUGGCUCAUGAUGUGUUCGGCACUUGCUACCAAACCAAAGCAAGUUAUUCCUACAAACUGCUGAUCCGCAAAUCAAAUCUGUGGGGUGAUGCCACCUGUCUGAAGAUGGCCAUGGCUGCUGAUGCCCGUUAUUUCUUCAGCCACGAUGGAGUACAGUCCCUGCUGUCUCAGAUCUGGUGGGGUGACAUGGAAAGAGGAACAGAGCUCUGGAAACUCGCGCUAACGAUGAUCAUUCCUCCUCUCGUCUACACAAACCUCAUCAAGUUCAAAAAAGAAGAGAAUGCAGAAGAAGUUAAAUCAGUGAUGGCACCUCCACCUUCAGCAACAGACUGUAAUUACGGAGAGACUGUUUUCUCCUUCGCUGACAUCAAACACCACAGUGAAGGCGAUCACGAGGACUCAAAUAACAUCAGGCGUCCAACAAAAGCAGGUACUGCUACAAGUUUCCGAUCCAAGAAGAUCCCAUUUUGGGUUUCCCGGUGGAAGCAGUUCUGGUACGCCCCUGUCACUUCAUUCAUUGGCAACGUUGUGACGUACUUCCUCUUCCUGUUUCUGUACGCCUACGUGCUAUUGGUCGACUUCAAGCAGCCUCCGCCUGAAGGCCCUGCUGCUUCUGAGUAUGUGCUGUAUUUCUGGGUGUUCACGAUCGUCUGCGAGGAGAUUCGAGAGACAUUCAUUGUGGGGAAUAAGAAGUUUUGUCAGAGGUUGAUGCUGUAUAUUCAGGAUGUUUGGAAUAAGUUUGAUGUUCUUGCCAUUUCCCUCUUUAUUGCUGGAUUGUGCUGCAGGAUGUUCCGUUUUUCAUUCAACAUGGGACGCGGUAUACUGUGUAUGGACUACAUGGUCUUCACGCUCCGACUCAUCCAUAUUUUUGCCAUUCACAGACAGCUGGGUCCCAAAAUCAUCAUACUUGGCAAAAUGAUAAAGGAUGCAUUCUUCUUCUUAUUCUUCCUGGCGGUGUGGCUGAGUGCGUAUGGAGUGGCCAAUCAAGCUCUAUUGUACCAAUACGACCCAAGCCCUGACAGAGCGUUUCGAAGAGUCUUGUACAGACCAUAUUUGCAUAUAUUUGGACAGAUUCCUGUGGAAGAAAUAGACACUGGAAAGAAUUGGGAUAGAGACUGCACCGAUAAUCUGACACUGAUUAAUGAAGGGAAAGAGCCAUGUAGAGACACCAGCCACAACUGGCUUGUGGUCAUUUUGCUGGUCAUAUUCCUGCUAGUCACCAACAUCCUUCUAGUCAACCUGCUCAUCGCCACAUUCAGCUACACCUUCUCUAAGGUUCAGGAGCGCAGCGACACAUACUGGAAGUUUCAGCGGUAUAAUCUGAUAGUGGAGUAUCAUUCCCGUCCAACACUCGCUCCACCGUUCAUCAUCCUAUCCCACAUCAACCUCUUAAUCAAAAGAAACUUACGCAAAGUUCCAUCCACCAAAAUCCACCGAUUUGCACUGCAGUUAAAGGGUAAAGAUGCUAACAAGCUGGUGAAAUGGGAGACCUUCCAGAAGGAGAAUUUUCUGACUAUCGAGAGCAAAAAACAAAGAGGGACUGACUCUGAGAGGCUAAAGCGCAUGACUGCUAAAGUGGAUGGUAUCAUUAAACAGGUUGGUGAGAUCAGAGAUGUUGACCGCAGACUGCGAGCACUAGAAUCCGAUAUGGAGUUCUGCACAUCUUCUCUUCAGUGGAUUAUGGAAGCUCUGUCUCAGAGCAGUACAGUGAAGAGCCCUAAAUCACACCCGACUCGCAAAGCUGUCAUUUCAGCCUCCAUCGAGAAAUGAAAAA
Messenger RNA from Carassius auratus (goldfish), 3851 nucleotides. RefSeq names its product transient receptor potential cation channel subfamily M member 4-like. NCBI's taxonomy places the organism in Eukaryota, Metazoa, Chordata, Actinopteri, Cypriniformes, Cyprinidae. Gene Ontology annotation, biological process: calcium ion transmembrane transport. The transcript is spliced from 28 exons. Bases 146 to 3847 code for a protein of 1233 amino acids. Gene Ontology annotation, cellular component: plasma membrane. The record is from RefSeq and is a predicted model, not a curated record. Gene Ontology annotation, molecular function: ligand-gated calcium channel activity; calcium-activated cation channel activity.